Molecule: messenger RNA, 1548 nt
Organism: Ascochyta rabiei
Lineage: Eukaryota; Fungi; Ascomycota; Dothideomycetes; Pleosporales; Didymellaceae
Product: Glutathione synthase
Exons: 1
Coding region: 1-1548 (515 amino acids)
Biological process (GO): glutathione biosynthetic process
Cellular component (GO): cytosol
Molecular function (GO): glutathione synthase activity; glutathione binding; ATP binding
Source: RefSeq, a predicted model, not a curated record
AUGGCCUCAACAUCGCAUACAGACUAUCCCCCUGAGCUUACAGCCGAAGAGCAAAACUUCAUCUUUACAGAGCUCAAAGACUGGUCGAUAGCUCAUGGCCUGGCCGUUCGCCCAGCUCCCUCCUUCGUCCAGCAAUCUCAGGAUCCUUCAGGUGUACUCGCAACAACAGCACCAGUCACAGUGUUCCCUAGCUUGUUUCCACGUACUUGCUUUGAAGAUGGUCUGUCGAUACAGAGAGCCUACAACGAACUGUAUUCUGCCAUAGCAAGAGACGAGCAAUGGCUGCAGGGCAUCGUCGAAGAGCUAGUCGAUGUUGACGACUUCGUCGCAAAGCUGUGGCAGACUCACCUUGCUGUGAAGAAAGAGGGUUAUGUCCAAGACGUAUCACUUGGUCUUUUUCGUUCGGAUUACAUGGUUCACGAGGAUCCGUCUCAGAGCAACCCUGCGCCUGGUCUGAAGCAAGUUGAGUUCAACACCAUCGCAUCUUCGUUUGGUGGAUUGUCGUCUCAGGUGUCUGCGUUGCACAGGUACCUCCUGUCGCUAGGUGCAUAUCCUUCUUCGACCUCUUCCAUCAUCAAAGCAGAUGCUCUCAGACAAAGUCAGUCUACGUCACAACUAGCAAGGGGGCUUGCAGCUGGACACAAGGCCUAUGGAGAAUCCAGAACCAGGCGUCCCUUGUGCGUUCUCUUUGUUGUACAAGACCCGGAACGGAACGUCUUCGACCAGAGACAUCUGGAAUACGCCUUACUAGAAGAGAAUGGUGUACGAUCCUUUCGACUGCCCUUCGGAAGGACAUUAGAGCACACCAAACUCGAUGGAAAUCGGACAUUAGUAUACAGUCCGCCUCACUCUUCUUCGACGUCGUAUGAAGUGACUACCAUUUACUUCCGGGCAGGAUACUCACCCGACGACUACGUGAAGGAAGAGGACUGGGCAGCGCGACUACAUCUCGAGAAGAGCAGGGCGAUCAAAUGCCCAAGUGUACUGACUCAACUCGCUGGGUGCAAGAAAGUUCAACAAGUUCUGGCGACCCCUCAGUCACCCCACUUGAAGCGCUUUCUGCCCGACGACCAGGUUGCGUCACGGUUACUAGAAACUUUUGCGCCUAUCUACCCGCUUGACAACAGCAAUGCAGGCAAGGAAGCGAAGAAGCUUGCGACUGAUCCAUCGUCAGCGGCUCGAUUUGUCCUGAAACCUCAACGCGAGGGAGGCGGCAACAACAUCUAUCGCAAAGCGAUCCCUCCGUUUCUGGAGAAGCUUCCCGAGACACAAUGGCCAGCAUACAUUCUGAUGGAGAUGAUCGAACCGCCACCCCUUCGCAACGCUAUCAUCCGUAACGGGGUGCUGGAAAGGGGUGGUGUCAUAUGCGAACUGGGCGUGUACGGAGUCUGCCUUUGGCGAGACGGCUCCGGAAAGAAUCAAAAAGGCGAAAUUCUGGAGAACUUCGAUGCAGGAUAUCUUCUCCGCACCAAGGGGGAUCAAAGUGAAGAAGGAGGAGUGGCCGCAGGGUUCGGGGCGGUGGACAGCUGCUGCUUGGUUGAGAGCUGA